AUGGCGGGCGAAGACGAAUUUUUGGAGAAGAAUUUCGUUGUAUCUACGACGGAGAGUACGAGUCAGGUAGUACCGCCUCUAGAUCAAGAGCAUGGUCAUGAUAGCAGUCACGACAGCGAGAGCGAGAGUGACAGUCACUCCGAGCCUACAUUUGAGCCAACAACGACCUCGAAAGAAGUAGGGCUACAUCAAAAUGCUAUAACUACAGCGACAGAAGCCGUUGACCUCGAACGCAGCGGUACUCGCGCAUCCUCCACAGUGGAAUAUUCAGUCUUUUCACCUGGCAUGAAACGAUACAUCGUUAUUGCCGCCUCGUGUGCUGGUUUCUUCUCGCCAAUCUCGUCUCAGAUCUAUUUCCCAGCUAUGAACACAUUGGCAAAAGACCUAAAUGUUUCGAUUUCAUUGAUCAAUUUGACGAUGACUAGCUAUAUGAUCUUUCAAGGCAUUGCACCCGUCUUCAUAGGCGAUUUUGCAGAUAACGCCGGCCGACGACCGGCAUAUUUCAUCUGCUUCAUCAUCUACCUCGGCGCCAACGUCGGUCUUGCCCUACAAAAUAGCUAUGCGGCUCUCUUCGUGCUGCGAUGCAUGCAAAGCGCGGGGAGUAGUACUACAAUCGCACUAUCCGCCGGCGUCAUCGCAGAUAUCGCUUCUGUAGCCGAGAGGGGAAGCUACAUGGGCUUUGUGACAGCCGGCUCUUUACUUGGCCCAGCCCUGGGCCCCGUCAUCGGCGGCCUUUUAUCACAAUACCUAGGCUGGAGAUCCAUAUUCUGGUUCUUGUUUAUCAUUGCUGCAGCAUGGCUCAUUCAAUUUAUCCUGUUCUACCCCGAGACAGGCCGUAAGAUCGUCAGCAAUGGCUCAAUCCCCCCACCCAAGUGGAAUAUGUCCCUGAUCAGUUACAUAAAAUCCCGCAAGGAGGUCUCCGAGGAAGAUCGUCUCGCUGCCGAGAGUACUCUACCUUGCGCGCCACGCAAGCUGUCGUUUCCGAAUCCGUUACCAACGUUGGCUAUUGUAUUGCAAAAGGAUACGGCCGUACUGUUGAUUACAAAUUCGAUUUUCUUUGCGGGGUUUUAUGAUGUGGCUGUUGCUAUUACAUCUUUGUACUCGGAGAUAUACGGUCUAAAUGAUCUGGAGAUUGGGUUAUGUUAUCUCCCCUUUGGUGCGGGUUCUGCGCUGGCUGCGUUCGCGAAUGGGAAGCUCUUGGAUGUUAAUUAUCGGCGUAUUGCGACGCAACUGGGACUCCCUGUUCAGCGGAACAGGCAUACAGAUCUGAAAAACUUUCCGAUUGAGAAGGCUCGAUUGCAGAUUGCGUUUCCACUGAUUCUCGGGGCCAUUGCUCUAAUUAUUGUGUUUGGAUGGGUACUGGAUUAUGGCGUUCAUGUCGCUGCGCCAACGAUUAUCACAUUCUUCAUGGGAUUCUGUCUGACUGGGUCAUUCAACACCGUCAGCACUUUGUUGAUUGAUCUCUACCCCAACAAAGCGGCCACUGCAACGGCAGGAAGUAAUAUUACGCGUUGUCUGCUUGGGGCCGGUGCUACAGCCGUCAUUGAACCGAUGUUGACUGCUAUGGGCGCCGGGUGGUGUUAUACGUUUAUUGCAUUGGUGAUGCUGGCUACGACGCCGUUGUUGUUUAUUUUGAUUAAUUAUGGGCCGAAAUGGAGGGAGGAGAGACGCCUGCGAGAGUUGGCGGAUUGA
Molecule: messenger RNA, 1692 nt
Organism: Talaromyces marneffei
Lineage: Eukaryota; Fungi; Ascomycota; Eurotiomycetes; Eurotiales; Trichocomaceae
Exons: 2
Coding region: 1-1692 (563 amino acids)
Biological process (GO): transmembrane transport
Molecular function (GO): transmembrane transporter activity
Source: RefSeq, a predicted model, not a curated record